AUGAGCGGGAGAGGAGGGGGAGAGUCGGCGACGGCGCCGCCGGGUGGUGCCGGGAGUGUGGAUGUUAAGAGCGUGUUCAUCGGGGCGGGUUGCAAUAGGAUCGUCAACAACGUUUCCUGGGGACCCUCCGGGCUCGUCUCCUUUGGGGCGCAGAAUGCCGUCGCCCUCUUCCAUCCCCAGGUCUGAUUUCUUCUCAUUGCUCUCUCUCACAUCUGCUCACUCUGCACCUCGAUUCGGCCGUCCGUCUUCUUCCUUCUGGACAUUGGUUUUGAGUGUGCCAUGUCUUCGAACGUUGCUUUCAGAGUGCUCAAAUAUUCACCACGCUCCCUGGGCACAAGGCUGCCGUCAACUGUACCUGGUGGCUCCCGUCAAAAAAGGAUCCUUACGAAGGUGGCUCCUUUACUCAAUACUUCUCCACUCUGGUGUUUCUUGUGUGAGAAUUGGAUUGAGCUGCAUGUUUUCUGGCGAGAGCACGAUGAAGGAUUAAAGUUUGUGGUCUAGGAAAUUCAUGGACGUGGCAAAGCUUUUGAGAUAAUUCCAUCGAAGAGAGAAACCUCAGACUUCGAGAUGGCAGUGGGAAUUCUCUAGAACAUGGGUUUCUCGCAGGUGAUGGAAAAUGAGGAAAGCUUGCUUGGUUGCAGAGGCACGUGAAGAAGAGUGGAAUAUGGACUCAUCUGUUGUUCCUUAGGUAUGGGUUGGAAUGGUGGGCCAAGGAACCCAUUAUUUUUUCACGACAAUUAGGAGCCGCGCUGAUAAGUUACCAAUCUAGUUUUCUUGCGCAAUGAUAGAUCAAAAUUUUCUGAAUGGAGUGAUUUUGAAUAUAGAGCAAUUAGAAAAUGAUUUCUUUUUUUCACACAAUAAUUGGUUCCUAGAUGCGUGACGUCUUGGCUCUAAGUAAUGUCCUGGCUGUGUGGACAGUAUGGUGCAUUGUGUCUGCAUGUCGUUGAUGUCAGAGUUUGGGUCAUAUCUGGCACUACCAUGAGAAAGCUGUUUGUCGUGUCUCAGAAACUGUUCAUUCUCCUUGGCAUAUCCUUCCAUAGAUUGUUGAGUAUAAUCCUCUCAUAUGGACAUUUACUUGUACUAUUUCGUUGAUUUCCUUUCUACUCUGAUAACUCCCUACUAAUACGUACACUACAUGAAAAUUGCCCAGUGCAAAAUGCAGAGAAGCAUUACCUACUCUCGGGAAGUGCUGAUGGUGUCAUCCUCAUUUGGGAAGUCCAUCCGGCAGAGAGAAAGGUAUUUUCUUCCACUAGCCAUAUUACGAUAUAAAAAUUCGUGGAAGUCACAUGAAGAAACAAACAUUUGUUGUGCUAUUCAACUUACUAGUUAUGAAAAAAAUAUUUUAUCAGAAGUGAAUGUGAUUCGGUUCUCUUUGGCCUAUCAGGAUUUCAUCAUGUGUGAAGUGAACAUGAAUAAAUGUAUCUCUUUUCUUUGAUUUUUUGAAUUCGGGGACACUUUACUGGAUUCUUCUAAAUGCAUGAUUAUCUUUUUCUUAUCAUCACAGAUUCACGUCAUCAUGAAAGCUUAUCCUGUCAAAUAUGGGUGUCAACUUUUGGCUAGGAACUCCAAAUCCUAAAGAUUUCGCCACUAUCCUAAAAAUAAUUCGUUCACAUAUCGUGAACGUGUUAUUCAACCAUCGAGCAUGCGCUUGUCCUCACUUCAGGGGACGAUCAGGAUAGUUCUGAGCCAACAUUCGUUGCGAGGUAGAGUGGUCUACUAGGACAACCUAUGACGGAUGUGUAGGAUAUAGACAGAAAAGAAACUAUUUCUGAGGAAUCAGUAAUUUAAUGAGUACAUUACAUUGUUAAAGGAGGAAGCAAAAAAAUAGAAGUGGACUAAAUAAUAGAAGAUGAAAGAGAAUGGCUGGCAUAAAGGAAGUAUAAAAAUGAUACAAAUAGGGCAACCUCUGUAUUGCAUAUGGGCGAGUCAGAUUUGAAUGUUUCAAUCUACAAAAGGAGCUAAAUCUUCGAAUGUAUAUACUUCUUCCAUUUUAUGGGGCAGAAAUAUCUGAUACAUGUAGGUAAAACAAUGUUACAUUGCAAAAGGUUUAUCUCCAUGGUUGGCUGGGGGAUGUCGCCAACAAGUGAUCUUCAAGAUUCCUAUGCGCAGAGAGAAUCAGUCUUCGAGACUUGCUUUCACAUCUUUCUUUUGGAACUUGAAGGUGCCAGUAAAGUAUGGACAGGGCGUUUUCUGAAGAGACGUGGGUAUGGUGGAUAUUCACCAGUGUCCUUGAGCGUUUAGUCCUCUGUUCUCUGACGAGUCAUCCGUAUUCCUAGUCAAUAUAUUCAUUGAGCGUGCUUUUUCCCAGGAUAUUCGAACUUUUUCUUUGGUCUUACACCGUCCAUUCUUAUUGUUCCACAAUUGUGCCAAGCCAUAGUUCUCGUCAUCAUGGUGAUAGAACUCUUGGUUAUGAUGUUCCUUUGAAUGAAAAUUCCGAUUACAUUCACAAUAUUAUCAUCUUUCCGUACAUGUACACUCUGUCUUUAUGUCAGCAAAUACACAACUCACAUGUCUAUCGUUGUCUACCACCAGAAUUAUGGCCGCAUCCUUAAAAAACCCUCUUAACUUCAUGAAUUUGUGCCUCAUCAAUUUCUGUGCGUACGAUAUUACUUCAGCAACCUUGGGGGGCGCCCCCCCCCCACUUAUCCUACACCUCUCAAGUCAUUUCACGGAGUCGGACUAGAGUCAAGCUCAACAGGGUCUUCUUUCCCCGCUGAUUCCACCAAGCCCAUUCCCUUGGCUGUGGUUUCGCCGGAUAGUAGACAGGGACAGUGGGAAUCUCGUUAAUCCAUUUAUGCACGUCGCUAAUUAGAUGACAAGGCAUUUGGCUACCUUGAGAGAGUCAUAGUUACUCCCGCCGUUUACCCGUGCUUGGUUGAAUCUCUUCACUUUGACAUUCAGAUUACUGGGCAGAAAUCACAUUGCGUGAGCAUCCGCGGGGACCAUCGCAAUGCUUUGUUUUAAUUGCUUUCUUUGUCCUCACUGUCCUUUUGCCUGCGUGAAUGGCAUCUUUGAUCCUGUGACCUAGUGUACUAGUGCAUGGUCAGAACUGAUUUCAUUCUCUCGCAGCUUGGAUGCACAUAGAUUUUAAGGAGGUAUUUCGCCUUUUGUUACUAUAACCAAAGGCUGAUAAGAUUUUUUUCGUUGAAAUGGGUUGUGGUAGUAGCUAAUAUGUCUUUUUUGUCUGUUACUUCUUUGAUGGAAGCAGUUCCUGUUGUUUGUUAAAUUUUAUAUGUUGGCAAUUUUGCUUAAUUUUUUCCAUUUAUUUCGUCAAGUUCUGUAACCCACUGAUGACCUGUCAUUUAAGGAUAAAGUUGCUUUAUCAUUAUGAUAUAGACCAGAUAAGUAUCAAGUCAUAAAGAUAAUUGCUGUAAAUAAUUUUAUUGAAUAUUUGCUACUAUCAUCGACCAUGGUAGAAUUUUUUUCAUGUUUACAGUGGAGGCGAGUACUGCAAAUUCCAGAGUCGCACAAGAAAGGAGUCACAUGCAUUACUAGCACUUUUAUUUCCCUAGAUGUUGCCUUUAUUGCUUCUACAUCUUCUGAUGGUAUGGUACUUGUGUGGAAAAUGGUCCUUCCGGCAGAUAAAGCUGGUGAGUUAAGAUGCUCUUGAUGUGUACCUUUGGUUCUGUAAUUAUCACGUUGGAUAAUUUUUGGACGAAAUUAUACUUUACAAUAGUUUCUGGAUUGUCUUUCAUAUGCGUUUUACAUUCUCACAAUCAGAUGGAAUACCACAUCUUCCUCUGGGUCUUUAAUGACAGCUAGAGUUUAAGAAGGGACAGUUUUCUUUCAAAAGCUUUUGCAAGACUUCACUUCCCAAUCACUUCUGGUUAUAGAAUUAUUCCUGGCAAUAAAUUUGGUCCUUGACUGUUGGGUGUUGCGCUAUCUAGUUAUUCAACUUAUGGCGGAAUGACCAGAUUCUAGAUUUUUAAAAUACAUCUCAGUCGUUCAGCUCUUUCUCAUUUGUCCGUUACACAUAAAAUAGAAGGGAACUAAACAAAUAGGAUAAAAUGCAGUUAUACAAAUUCACCAAGAUGUUUCCCGUUUUUUAUUAAUUUUGUGCCACCUACCCAAAACGGUGCUCUCCUCAGUUAGAUUCACAUUAUCACCUGGGUAAUCUCCUAAUUUUCGCCUCAACCUUCACGUUGAGAGUAUUAUUUUAUAACUAAGUAAUGAUAUGCCAUUCAAAAUUACACACUUCUCGUGGAUUUUCCUAUCCUCGAACUCUCAUCUGCAAAACGAACAAAUCCAUAUAUAUCAGAUUGAAUAAAGCAUUGAAAAUUAGCAAAAGUCUUCAUAUUGAAUGGCUGCAAACUUUACCUGAGAGUGAACUCAACAAAUUCAUGUGAAUGUUCAUGAAAAGUAGAGUUGUUGACAUCAAGGUGCUUGUCAGUCAAUUAGGAUUAAGAACUGAUUGACAAACAGUGGCACAACAGUUUUCUGAAGGCAUUACAGAUACUUUUAUCUUGGUAAAAAUAUUUUCUAAGAUGUAUUAAGCUGCUUUGUAGGCUAUUGCGCAAAUUUUUUUGAUACAAUCUCUGUUAGUGAUUUGCUACCUUUCAGUUACAUUCGUGGAUAGUGCAAACAAUUUUUCUUUCAUUUUAUGUAUGUACUCUUAGUAAAUAUUUUUGGACCAGAUAUAUUUGUUAUAAAAUGACAUGGUAUAUAAUGCUCGUCAGAAAUGUAAGAAAAUUGUUCUCCACGUAGGCCCCAUUCCUUGUUGCGAAAGCAGUAAGGCACUAGGCCACUGCGUUCUUUGCCUCAGUCAUCAUGAUGAUGGUGGCUACCGUCAGGUAAAAAUUAUGAAGAGUACCGCGAUGAAUUAUAAGACUCUUUCUCCUAGUUAAAGAGAUAUUUUCCAUUUACGGAUCCUCCCCUUUUCUUUGGGCAGAAGAUUGCGGACUGACAUGUGUGGAACGUAUCCCUGUGGGUUCAAAACCAAUGGUUGCAUUGUCUUUAGCAAAAUUGCCUGGUCAGGAAGGGACCCUUGUCUUGGCAAUGGGUGGGUUAGAUCACAAGAUUCAUCUUUAUUGCGGUGACAGCACAGGGAAGGUGAGUUAUUUCCGAGGUUUGAUGCACAUAUUAUUGGAUAGAGUAUUUAUCAUAUCCGUGCGUUUAUAUCAUCAUCUGACUAAAUUAAGCUUUCCUCCCCUAUUCUUCAGUUUCUUCAAUCUUGUACGUUGAAAGGGCACACAGACUGGAUUAGAAGCUUGGACUUCUCAUUACCUGUUCAUUCCAAGAGUGGGGAAAGUAGUAUUUUUCUUGUUAGUUCAUCUCAGGACAAAAAUAUCAGGAUCUGGAAGAUAUCCUUGCUUACCUCUCCUGUGAAUCAUAACUCACAACACAAGGAAAGGAAAGAUGAAAAAGGCUUGGCAUCGUACAUUGAAGGGCCCAAGUUAGUGGCUGGUUCUUUUUCCUAUCAGAUAUCUCUAGAAUCUCUUCUUAUAGGCCACGAAGAUUGGGUGUAUUCAGUGGAAUGGCACCCACCUCUACCAGUAUCUACGAAUGUAACCGAAAGGUGUCAACCAUUGAGCAUUUUAUCGGCAUCAAUGGAUAAAACAAUGAUGAUCUGGAGGCCUGAAAAGACUACAGGUAUCUGGGUAAAUGCAGUGACUGUUGGGGAACUUAGCCAUUGUGCACUGGGGUUUUAUGGGGGCCAUUGGGGCCCACUUGGUGAUUCCAUUCUAGCUCACGGAUAUGGAGGCUCCUUCCAUCUCUGGAGAGAUGCUGGCUGUGGUUUCGAGAACUGGCUGCCGCAGAAAGUUCCAUCUGGUCACUUUGGAGCUGUAUCUGAUAUAAGUUGGGCAAGAUCUGGCGAGUAUUUAUUAUCAGUUAGUCAUGACCAGGUUAGCUUUGCUUUUGAAAUUAUGAUGAACAAAUUUAUGGAUGAGUUCUAUUCUAUCCUUCCAAUGUAUUUUAUUUUGUGUAUUUUUCGUAAAUACGGUUUACGAACGCUUUACCAAAUCAGUCUAUGAGUUAUUUAUAGUUCAUCAUCCAUUCCAUGACAUUUUAGACUGCUCGGAUUUUUGCACCUUGGAUUGAUGAAGCUUGCCAGGCAUCUUGGCAUGAAAUUGCUCGUCCUCAAGUCCAUGGCCAUGAUAUCAAUUGUUUAGCUAUCAUUGAAGGGAAAGGGAAUCAUCACUAUGUUAGUGGUGCGGAUGAGAAAGUAGCUAGAGUGUUUGAAGCCCCCUUGUCCUUUCUGAAGUCACUGAAGUAUGCCAAUUUUCCAAAAGCUGGGAGCAGUGAAGAUCUUCCUUAUGACGUUCUGAUUUUAGGUGCCAACAUGUCUGCCCUUGGGUUAUCGCAAAGGCCCAUUUAUGUUCAAGGUGAACCCAUCUCUUCUGAGAAAAGAAACUCUUCAGCCUAUUUGCUUACUAAUCGUGAACUUCAAAGUGCUAAAUAUUGUUGUUCUCUGUUUUUCUGAAUGCUUUGCCUAAUUCAGGAAGAAUGCCACCAAAAGCUAAUACUUCUCCACACCUUGACUCUCACCAUUAAGUCAACGAACACUCUUGUCAUUCGUGUUUUGUAAUUUUAUUUUUGGAAUCUAUAGUUGGAUUUGAUUUUGUUAAAAACAAGUGUGGCCUUACUCUUACUAUAUUGAUUUAUUCAUUUUAUCUGAGAAGAACUGUCUUUUGCCCUUUGAGGAGUUAUUUUGCAUCAAUCUUGUUUCUAUAAUAUGGGUAUUGGGGCACAUGACACGGGCUUCUAAUAUAUUUACGUGGAGAUGUUUUUUCUGACAUUGGUCAUCUUCUCCAGUUCCGGUCACAUCGAUAAAUAACACAUAGGAUUACUUGAACCACAAGAUGAUAUACUUGUAUCAGUUGGACGAUGUUAGCAGCUUCUUGCAUUUUCUUUUUUUACAAUUAUUUUUCAAGGAAACGGCUUCUAAUAUAUGCUUUUAUAUAAAAUUCCCUUCUUCAAUUCGUGCAGCUUCAAAUAAUACCUCGGACGGCAGUCCGAAUGCUGCGGAUUCUCUGGAGUACGUCCCUGACGCAGUGCCCACUGUUUUGACCGAACCACCUGUUGAGGAUCAGCUGGCUUGGCACACGCUGUGGCCUGAAUCCCACAAACUAUAUGGCCAUGGAAAUGAAUUAGUUUCUCUUUGUUGUGAUCAUGCAGGAAGGCUUGUUGCUUCAUCUUGCAAGGUAGAUGAUCCUGUUCUUGCUGUAUUCGUCUUUUUGUUAAUGAUCUUCCUACUAUUGGUUCUGCUGGCUUAUUAUUUUUUUCUCAUAGCAACGAUCUUUGGUGGGUUGUGGAAAGUUAUCUGGCGAUUCGACCAUGAUGAUAUGAUAUGAAACCCUUUCCUGAUUUGAUGGUUCUGCUGUACUUUGAUUAUAUGUCACUACUGUAGUUCUUUUCCACUACUUUUUCUCUCAUCUGAUGAACCAACCGAAGUUCCAAGACCACGACUCCGAUGAGAAGUUCAUGGCAGUAAAUGAAGCUGCUGUGAAAUAAGAACAUUAUAUAAAGAUCAAGAAAUAGAACUUGCAGUGAAAUCAUGUCCCGUCAACAUCCUUUGCAUGCGGACGAGGAUCAUGGAUUGUUGAGAUGCGAUAUGAUCAACUGAGGAAUGACAGAGAUCAUUGGAUGUUUGGCAACUUGUGGGCGAUGAGGACUUCCAAGUCAGAAAGUGAUAAAUCUGAUUAAAAAAAAUAAAAAUCAUCUUACUGAUGGUUGGACAUGUGUCAGAUUCAAUUGCAGUUUUGUUUUUUUUCAGAGCAAUCAGAAAACUACUAAAUAAUUGUCAGUACAUCCCAUGUUUUUUCUAAUAAUCAUCAGCGUCUCUAAUAAUCAUUCGUAGCUAUUCAUUUGCAGAGUUUCUGUGUAUUAUCUUGGGUUGAUCGCCCUCGUGAAACCAUUCUGCAGGCACAAUCGGCGCCAGUUGCAGAGAUCUGGCUCUGGGAGGUUGGGUCAUGGAGGGCUGUUGGGCGAUUGCCCUCUCACAGCCUCACCGUGACACAGAUGGAGUUCUCUCCCGAUGACUCUCUUCUGCUAGCUGUGUCCAGAGAUCGCCAUUUCUCUGUCUUCUCCAUUGAGAAAUCCGGUAAGCAAAGCCGUCCCCGCUCUAUUUAGGGUUAUGUAGUUUUAAAUCCCUGAAAAUCAGCUGAAAUCCCUGAAAACCAGCUGAAAUCCUUUGUUCUUCAGUCGGACUACCAGGUACUGAGAAGCUAUCGUGUUCUUAUAUUUUAAUCCCUCUAGUCUAAUUGAGUAAAAGACUAAAAUGCCCUCAUAAGUAAGCUCUCUCUCUCUCUCUCUCUCUCUCUGUAUGAUAUCUUCUCAGUCUUCCUCUCUUAUUGUUAUCAGCCAAAUAAUAAUAAUAAUAAUAAUAAUAAUAAUAAUGAUAAAUUGGUUUUAUUGGCUUUUUCUUCAGGGUGUGAGAUGGACUGUCGGCUGCUGGCCCGGCAAGAAGCACACAAGAGGAUAAUCUGGGCAUGCUCGUGGAACCCAUUCGGCCACCAGUUUGCCACCGGCUCAAGGGACAAGACCGUGAAGCUCUGGGCCAUCGCCGGCGGCGCCGUCCGGCUGGCCCUCACCCUGCCGCCGUUCGGCUCCGGCGUGACGGCCCUCUCCUGGGCCGGCCGCAACCGCUCCCUCAACCAUGGGCUCCUCGCUGUCGGUCUGGAGAGCGGGCUGAUUGAGCUCUGGAGCCUCACCGGCGGCAGCGGUGGCCCGGCGGUCAUCAGCGCACAGCCCACCGCCCGCCUCGACCCACUCCUCUGCCAUGUCUCCACCGUCAACCGGCUGCACUGGAGGGAGGACGAUCACGGGCCCACUGCCCAGCUGGCUUCUUGUGGCGCCGACAACUGUGUCAGGGUUCUUGAAUUCAGUCUCCGUUGA
Molecule: messenger RNA, 8835 nt
Organism: Spirodela intermedia
Lineage: Eukaryota; Viridiplantae; Streptophyta; Magnoliopsida; Alismatales; Araceae
Source: the annotation of a GenBank genome assembly